ACAGCAACCCAGCUGCAACGUGCAGGUCAAAACAGCUAGGUAGUGGAGAAACGGUUCAAUAAGGAAUAAAAGAAUAUAACCUCUGGUGUUCUCAAAAGGAUGGAGGAUUCCGAUAAAGUGUGACACUGUGUGGUCCCUUGGGAACUGAACACACGAUGUUGCUUGCACCUUGCACUUUCUGCUCUACCAGCAUACUGGAGAUAUACAAAAGAAUCAACAUGAAGCAUUAUUGCACUCAGAGAACAGACAGCAUGCCAGAAGUGGGUGAAGAUGCUGUAAGCACAGCUGAACAGAUGGCCCCUAGCACUGCCUUCACUCCAGAGGAACAAGAGGAACUCCGCAAGGAGCUGGCCAAGGUGGAGGAGGAGAUCCAGACUCUCUCUCAAGUGCUGGCGUCCAAAGAGACGCAGGUGGCAGAGAUCAAGCGGAAGCUGGGCAUUACCCCGCUCAACGAGCUCAGGCAGAACCUGAGCAAAAGCUGGCAAGAAGUCACCACCUCCACAGCGUACAAGAGAACCUCAGAGACACUGUCACAGGCGGGUCAGAAGGCCACAGCAGCAUUCUCCAGUGUGGGCUCUGUGAUCACCCGGAAACUGGAGGAUGUCAGAUUACAGUCAUAUUCCAAUUAUUUUAGCAUACGCUCCAUACAGCAUUCUGCUAGCAUGCCAAUGAUGAGGAACACUCCUACCUUCAAGUCGUUUGAAGAGAAAGUGGAUACUUUAAAGACCAAGAUAAGCCCCACAGUGUCAUCCAGUGAGCUCGGAGAUGUUUCCCACACUGUGCGUAGCGCAGAGCCAAUGUUGGAAAAGCCAGAGGGGAUGAGUGCCCCAGACACAGAGCCCCACUGAGGAGCAGCCUCUCACCUCAGCUUCCUUUCGCUGCACCUCAUUGCCCAACAUUCCUCCACUCCUCCCCUCUACCUCUCCCUAUCAUGCAAUAACAGAAAACCAAAACAAAUGCUCCACGCUCAGUUUGAUUUCUCAAAGUGCUUCAAAUAGAUUAUUGAAUGCAUAUUGUGUUAGUUCACAGUGAAGCUCAGCUUCACUGAGUCUCUGGCUUCUGGUAGCCAUUUACGGCAUUUAGCUGAAGCUUUUAUCCAAAGCGACUUACAUUUAUGACUGAGUACAACUUGCGCAAUUGAGGG
Molecule: messenger RNA, 1144 nt
Organism: Electrophorus electricus (electric eel)
Lineage: Eukaryota; Metazoa; Chordata; Actinopteri; Gymnotiformes; Gymnotidae
Gene: tpd52
Product: tumor protein D52
Biological process (GO): B cell differentiation
Cellular component (GO): cytoplasm
Source: RefSeq, a predicted model, not a curated record